AUUUUCAGAUGGCGGACUUGUGUGCAGAAGUCUCUUCCGCCUUGGAAAGGCCUCCCUCCACCUCCAGCCGGAUGCCGGAUUGUGCAGGACAAAGGGACCCUCCCAGCUCCACAAGAGGUGAAUCACAACCAACACAUACUGGCUUAUCUCUUCCUUCUGAAGUAUGCAGCGCACCAAAUCAGGUGACCUUCCAAGAGGUGGCCGUGUCCUUCAGUGAGGAGGAGUGGGCCCUGCUGAAUCCGGACCAAAGGGCCUUGUAUCAGGAGGUCACGGAGGAAAUUCUGGAGACUUGGUCCUCUUUAACAACUCACAGAGAAGGGGAGUCAUCUCAAUACCGGGACUGUGGAGAGAAUCAGGAGCUGUGCCUCUCUCGUCAGCAAGCAAAGUCCACUGAGUGGAAGCCCUUCAAGUGCUUGGAGUGUGGAAAAUGUUUCUGUCACAAGCAAACCAUUGCUUAUCAUCAAGCAAUGCACAACAGAGAGAAAGAGUUCAAAUGUUUGGAAUGUCAAAAGUCUUUUAUCCGGAAGGAAGAUCUCACUUCUCAUCAAAAAAUUCACUCGGAGGGAAAACCCUUUAAAUGCUUGGAAUGUGGAAAGUCUUUUAUUCGGAAGGGUCAUCUCACUUCCCAUCAAAAAAUUCACUCAGGGAAGAAACCCUUUAAAUGCUUGGAGUGUGGAAAGAGUUUCACUCGUAAGCUAAGCCUCACCUAUCAUCAAGCUAUCCAUACUGGGAAGAAGCAAUUUAAAUGCUUGGAGUGUGGAAAGUCUUUUAUUCGGAAGGGAGAUCUCACUUCUCAUCAAAAAAUUCACUCGGAGGGAAAACCUUUUAAAUGCUUGGAGUGUGGAAAGUCUUUUAUUCGGAAGGGUCAUCUCACUUCUCAUCAAAUAAUUCACUCAGGGAAGAAACCCUUUAAAUGCUUGGAGUGUGGAAAGAGUUUCACUCGUAAGCUAAGCCUCACCUAUCAUCAAGCUAUCCAUACUGGGAAGAAGCAAUUUAAAUGCUUGGAGUGUGGAAAGAGUUUUACGCGGAAGCCAAGCCUCAUCUAUCAUCAAGCUACUCAUACUGGGGAGAAGCCAUUUAAGUGCUUGGAGUGUGGGAAGGGCUUCCGUCAGAAGACAAACCUAACCUAUCAUCAAGCUACUCAUACUGGGGAGAAGCCAUUUAAAUGCUUGGAGUGUGGAAAGCGUUUCACUCGUAAGUUAAGCCUUACCUAUCAUCAAGCAGUCCAUUCUGGGGAGAAGCCAUUUAAAUGCUUGGAGUGUGGCAAAAGUUUCAGUCGUAAGUUAAGCCUUACCUAUCAUCAAGCAGUACAUUCUGGGGUGAAGCCAUUUAAAUGCUUGGAGUGUGGGAAGGGCUUCAUUGAGAAGAAACGCCUGAUUUAUCACCAAGCUACUCAUACUGGGCAGAAGCCAUUUCAGUGCUUGAAGUGUGGAAAGCAUUUCACUCAUAAGUUAAGCCUCGCCUAUCAUCAAGCAGUACAUUCUGGGGAGAAGCCAUUUAAAUGCUUGGUGUGUGGGAAGGGCUUCAUUCAGAAGAUAAAGCUCACCUAUCACCAAGCUACUCAUACUGCGGAGAAGCCAUUUAAAUGCUUGAAGUGUGGAAAGCAUUUCACUCAUAAGUUAAGCCUCACCUAUCAUCAAGCAAUCCAUUCUGGGGAGAAGCCAUUUAAAUGCCUGGAGUGUGGGAAGGGCUUUGUUCAUAAGAGAAGCCUCACCUAUCAUCAAGCAGUCCAUUCUGAGGAGAAGCCAUUUAAAUGCCUGGAGUGUGGGAAGGGCUUCAUUAUUAAGAGAAGCCUCACCUAUCAUCAAGCUAUUCAUACUGGGCAGAAACCAUUUAAAUGCUUGGAUUGUGGAAAGAGUUUCACUACAAAGAAAAACCUCAUGUAUCAUCAAGCUACUCAUACUGGGGAAAAGCCAUUUAAGUGCUUGGAGUGUGGAAAGGACUUCAUUGAGAAGACAAGACUCACCUAUCAUCAAGCUACUCAUACUGGUCAGAAACCAUUUAAAUGCUUGGAAUGUGGGAAGGGCUUCGCAGAGAAGACAAGCCUCACCUAUCAUCAAGCUAUUCAUACUGGGCAGAAGCCAUUUAAAUGCUUGGAGUGUGGGAAGGGCUUCAUUCAGAAGACAAACCUCACCUAUCAUCAAGCAGUCCAUUCUGGGGAGAAGCCAUUUAAAUGCUUGGAGUGUGGGAAGGGCUUCAUUCAGAAGACAAGCUUCACCUAUCAUAAAGCAGUCCAUUCUGGGGUGAAGCCAUUUAAAUGCCUGGUGUGUGGGAAGGGCUUCAUUCAGAAGUCAAGACUCACCUAUCAUCAAGCUACUCAUACUGGUCAGAAACCAUUUAAAUGCUUGGAAUGCGGAAAGGGCUUCACUUCGAAGACAGGCCUUACCAAUCAUGAAGCUAUUCAUACUGGGAAGACACCAUUUAAAUGCUCUGAGUGUGGGAAAUGUUUUGCUCAGAAGAUAAGCCUCACCUAUCAUCAAGCUACUCAUACUGGGGAGAAGCCAUUUAAAUGCUUGGAGUGUGGGAAGAGUUACACUCAGAAGAUAAACCUCACCUAUCAUCAAGCUACUCAUACUGGGGAGAAGCCAUUUAAAUGCUUAGAGUGUGGAAAGGGCUUCAUUUCGAAGAUAAACCUCACCUAUCAUCAAGUGACUCAUACUGGGGACAAGCCAUUUAAAUGCUUGGAGUGUGGGAAAGGUUUCGCUCAGAAGAAAGGCCUCACCUAUCAUCAAGCUACUCAUACUGGGGAGAAGCCAUUUAAAUGCUUGGAGUGUGGGAAAGGCUUCAUUCAAAAGAGAAAUCUCAGUUGUCACCAAGCUACUCAUACUGGGGAGAAGCCAUUUAAAUGCUUGGAGUGUGGAAAGAGUUUCAUUCUGAAGACAAGGUUUACCGAUCAUCAAGCUACUCAUACUGGGGAGAAACCAUUUAAAUGCCUGGAAUGUGGAAAGGGCUUCCCUCACAGGAGAAGCCUCAAACAACAUCAAAGAAUCCACGCUGGAGAAAAACCAUUUCAACGCUUGGAGUGCGGAAAGGGCUCCCCACACAAUGCAAGCCUCACACAACAUCAAAGAAUCCACACUGGAGAAAAUCCAUUUCAAUGCUUGGAGUGUGGAAAGGGCUUCCCACACAAGGCAAGCCUCACCUAUCACCAAGCAAUCCAUUCUGGGAAGCAGCCAUUUAAAUGCUAGGAUUGUGGGAAGGGCUACCCACACAAGGCAAAGCUCACAGAACACUAAAAAAUCAAACUGAAGAGAAACCAUUUCCAAUGCUUGGAGUAUUAUAUAAGUUUCCAACAGAAGAAAAGCCAGCAUCUUCAUCAAGCAAAACACACAGGGGAAAGAACCCUUUAAAUGCCCGAUGUGCGGAAAGAUCUUUUGCCAGUAGAGACACCUUUCUUUGCCCUCAUCCAAACCAUGAGGAAACUGAACUUCUUUAAUACGAAAGAGAUGACUUUAAAAUUCUAUUUCUUUAUUGUUGUUUUUUCAGGAAUGACUGGAAUUUUUAAAAAUCAUUCUUUAUAGACAAACUGGCUUCUUUUGAUGAAAUAUCAAAAAAACACUUGCUGAAAAUAAGACAGAAGGACAAAAAAGAGAUUUCAGGCUAGACAAGAUUCAUGGCCAGGAAUAUGAAGUAUGGAUCUCAGGACUCCACUUUUUCUUUCCACAAAGGAGACUCAAAGCAGCUGUUCUCUUUGCUCUUCGAUGAGCAUGGAAAGAUGUCUGCUGUGGGUUAGACGGAUAGCCAGGCCCCUGUUCACUUUCCUAUGUUCUUUGAAUAAAGUUUAUUAUAACUUGUUAA
This is a messenger RNA of Anolis sagrei ordinatus, 3798 nucleotides long. NCBI's taxonomy places the organism in Eukaryota, Metazoa, Chordata, Lepidosauria, Squamata, Anolidae. The record is from RefSeq and is a predicted model, not a curated record.